AUGGACGAAACAUAUAUUUUCCCAGACAAGACAAAUCUUCAUCCUGAGAAGACAAAUCUUAAUCCUGAGAAGACAAAUCUUAAUCCAGAGAAGACAAAUCUUAAUCCUGAGAAGACAAAUCUUAAUCCAGAGAAGAACCCAGUCCAGGCAUUGAAGGAACUCUGCGAGAAGAACUCGUGGAAAAGUCCAGAAUAUAUCGACAUGGAGGAAAGCGGUGAACCGCACAAUAAAAGGUUCCUCGCGACGAUUUUUGAAGAGAAAAAGGUACAUGAGAGGAAGAUGAAACAUGGAAAAUUCUUGGUGCUCCCGGACUUGACGAAUUUAAAGGAGAAAGCAAAGGCACGAAAGUCGACAUCGCACAGUAGAAUGACAAGUACAUGGAGUUUGGUUUUACGAGGAUUGGAGAAGGGGAUCCUCAUUCGCAAAGUCAUUGAGCAAUGCAUUGUGGCAGGAAAGCGUCUAUGGGAAGGGAAGGAAGGGGUGGGGGGGGAGGCGGGAUGGAAGCGGAUUUUCGACAUCACAUUGGAAAUUGGGAGAAGUUCCGGCACGGGGCCGAGGAAGAAGCCUGCAUCUGCCAUGAAGCGUCGGGGCCGAACUUCGGUGCGACGGGGUGCUCCACCUGCCACACCUUCCUCCAUUCAACAGAGGCAGCGUCUUGCUCCCGGUUCAAUGCUCUUGCCAGAAGGCCACAUUCCCCCGUUUCCCAUCAACUUCCUUUCCGAUGAGCUGCUUGGUAAAGUCUUCUCCCAUCUGGAUGACGUUUCCCUCGCCUGUGCCUCGCUCGUGUGCAGGCGGUGGUCGAACAUCCUCUCCGACGCGGCUUGGAUGUGUGAAUGGCACAGGAACACACACGACCGCUGGCCGCUAUUUCGCCCAUCGCCUCAGCGGAGCCCUUGUGGAACGAUGCCCACGUGUCAAAAGCAGGACUUCCCUUGGCGGCGCGUCUACACCAACCUUUUCCAUAGUGCUCCUUGCAUUUAUUGCCUGUACCAAAAUGUGCAGCAGCAUUCUUGGGAUGAGUCGUGGCUGGGGACCUCUGAGGUUCCCGAGAAUUCGGAAACACCUCCCCAUCAAAAACGCUUGCAAAAAGAGUUCCGAAACCUUUCCGAGGAUCCCUCUGAGGGCAUUCAGGCACAACCUCUGGACUCUUCCCUUCAGCACUGGCAGGCAUCCAUCGUCGGUCCCUAUGGAAGUCCAUACGAGGGAGGUCGUUUCUACUUGUCCCUCUGGUUUCCCAUUAAUUACCCCUUCAAACAGCCGCUGGUGAGGUUUCUCACCAAGGUCUUCCACCCGAACGUGAGUCGACAUGGGGACAUCGGGAUCGACUUCCUCCGGGGAGAAUGGAAGCCCUCUUGGUCUAUCUGCAAAAUGCUUGUCAGCAUUCAGAGCGUCUUAACCUUUCCGCUUUGCAACGUGUGCAUGGAGCAAGCCAUCGGAGACCUGUGCUCGAGCGACCCGGAGACUUUCUCACGGAUCGCGGCCGCUUGGACUCGCCGAUACGCGAUGCACGACUCUUUCCUCCGUUGA
Molecule: messenger RNA, 1527 nt
Organism: Darwinula stevensoni
Lineage: Eukaryota; Metazoa; Arthropoda; Ostracoda; Podocopida; Darwinulidae
Source: the annotation of a GenBank genome assembly